Amaranthus tricolor (Joseph's coat) is the source of this 1293-nucleotide messenger RNA. RefSeq names its product peptidyl-prolyl cis-trans isomerase FKBP18, chloroplastic. Gene Ontology annotation, cellular component: chloroplast thylakoid lumen. NCBI's taxonomy places the organism in Eukaryota, Viridiplantae, Streptophyta, Magnoliopsida, Caryophyllales, Amaranthaceae. The transcript is spliced from 6 exons. Gene Ontology annotation, molecular function: peptidyl-prolyl cis-trans isomerase activity. Bases 228 to 917 code for a protein of 229 amino acids. The record is from RefSeq and is a predicted model, not a curated record.
ACACACAAUAUGAACAAGCAACGGGCUCAUAGUCAUGGACUCAUAAAUUACCUCAUGGCUCAUACUAUCCGAACCGGCCCACCCGUAAUUCAUUUACUAAAUUGAAGUUGAGUGGAAAAGGAGUAGUAGUAUCUACUCUAGUCUCUAGUAUGUCUGUGGAUAACUAAAGAUAGGCAUGGAGUUCACUGGCUGUCCACAAAUUCAACAAUAUUCUUAAUUAUUAUAUUAUGGCUUCAAUUACACAAACCAUAUGCAGAUGUGCAGUAACCCAGAAUCAGAAUCAAAUUAUCUGGAAUUCCAGAGAAAUCCAAACAGCAACUAAGCAAGAGUUUCCUGUUCUCUCACCCAUUUCCAGAAGAUGUGCAAUUCUAACUCCAUUACUCUCAAUUGCUCUCAUUUCAUCUCUUCCUCCUCCUCCUCCUUCCUUGGCAAGAGAUAGAAGGAGCAGAAAAGUCAUCCCUCUUGAAGAUUAUCUUACUAGCCCUGAUGGAGUCAAGUACUAUGAUAUCGAAGAGGGGAAGGGACCAGUGGCUACAAAAGGAGCUACUGUUCAGGUUCAUUUUGAUUGUGUAUAUCGCAAUAUAACAGCCGUAUCAAGCAGAGAAUCAAAACUUUUGGCUGGAAAUCGGAUCAUAGCUCAGCCAUAUGCAUUCCAAGUAGGUUCUCCUCCUGGCCGAGAACGAAAGCGUGAGUUUGUUGACAACCCCAAUGGACUGUUUUCAGCCCAGGCAGCUCCUAAACCUCCCCCGGUUUUGUAUUCUAUCGUUGAAGGAAUGAAAGUGGGAGGCAAGAGGACCGUGAUAGUUCCCCCUGAAAUUGGAUAUGGAAAGAAAGGUUCAAAUGAGAUUCCGCCUGGGGCAACAUUCAAUCUAAACAUUGAGCUUUUACAAGUAAUGCCACCAGAAGGAAACAGUUAAAAGAGACAAGUUCUUUCUCUUGUGGAUUGCUGCUAGACCAGACCCUAGGAGGUUAACAAUUUUUCUUGACCAACACCAAGCUUAAUGUAGUAGGAGUAUAUCAUAAGCCAGAUGGCUGCUUUGGCAAUACACCGCAAUUUCCUCUGUAAACAUUCUUAUACUUGUCUGUAGUCAUUGUAUAUGGCUCUCAAAAUUCUUCCCUAUUUCAACCCUUGUAGUCCAUUGUAUUUUUUUCUUUGAAGCACAAAUUUGAUGAUAAUUUUUUAUCCGUUGAAUAGGGUUUUUGGCACAUUUGAUGUUUAUGAUUGUAGGAUUAUUUUUGUGUAAUUCGAACAUUUUCAAAGAUUCCGUUAUGGUAAAUUUAAUUGCAUGUGAA